AGAAGAACAAGGCUACGAUGAAAACAAAACGACUCUAAAAAGAUACACCUUUCAAUUUGUUGCAACUGAAACUAUCUUUGCCUUAUUAAAUCAUAUUUGGCCUAAAUUUAUACAGACAUUGUAAUCUGAUUCAUUUAGACAAACCCGAAAGCUUGCUCUAAUUAGCUAAUAUUUUUAGCUAACGAUAUAUGAUAUCAAAAUAUUAGCUAGCUUAGCUAAUAGCUAUCACCAGCUCGCAAACUUAGCUCCAACGACAAUUUCGACGUAGCUGCAUUUUCGGAGCUGUCUAGUUAUAAAUUGGUCAAUUACACAGCCGAAACAUGUCGGAUGAUUAUGAAUUCAGCGACGACACGACCAUGAUGAGAAUGGAGGAGGACGGAGAGGCGAACAGUGACGACCCGAUGUCAACGGCCGGGGACUGUGGCCUGAUGGGGGGCGAGGCCGAGGGAUCCAGAAUUGACGCCAGUAAAAACGAAGAGGAUGAAGGGAAGAUGUUUGUAGGAGGGCUCAGCUGGGACACGACUAAGAAGGAUUUGAAAGAUUACUUCUCCAAGUUUGGGGAGGUUGUAGACUGCACAUUAAAACUGGACCCCAUGACUGGACGUUCAAGAGGUUUUGGCUUUGUGCUCUUCAAAGAACCUGAAAGUGUAGAUAAGGUCGCCUCACAGAAGGAACAUAAACUCAAUGGAAAGGUCAUUGACCCCAAAAAAGCCAAGGCCAUGAAGAGCAAGGAGCCUGUGAAGAAGAUCUUUGUUGGCGGUCUCUCUCCAGACACCCCUGAAGAGAAAGUCAGAGAGUACUUUGGUGCCUUUGGAGAGGUGGAUUCAAUUGAACUUCCCAUGGAGAACAAAACAAACAAAAGGAGAGGUUUCUGCUUCAUCACGUUCAAAGAGGAGGAACCAGUGAAGAAGAUCAUGGAGAAAAAGUACCACAACAUCGGACUAAGCAAGUGUGAAAUAAAGGUGGCGAUGUCUAAAGAACAGUACCAGCAGCAGCAGUACUGGGGAGGCAGAGGUGGAUACUUAUCCAGGUCUCGAGGAAGAGGCGGUGGUCCAAAUCAAAACUGGAACCAGGGUUAUGGCAACUAUUGGAAUCAAGGCUAUGGAAAUUAUGGCAAUUAUGGUUACAGUAAUCAAGGAUAUGGAGGAUACGGUGGCUAUGAUUACACUGGUUACAACAACUAUUAUGGAUAUGGUGACUACGACAAUCAAUCUGGUGGAUACGGCAAGUCGCCACGGCGUGGUGGUCACACCAACAGUUACAAGCCGUAUUAAUGGAGGAAACCCUCAUCUUCAAGUAGGUUUCAGAGUGAUGAAAAGUCUGCAGUGCGCUGGUGGAGCAUUGGCCAAAGAGAUGGUGGUAUCCAGCAAAGAUCACUUAGCUGAUUGUAAGAAAGUAAACGAAGAACACUGACCUACAGUACAUUUCCUCUAUAUUUACCAGAGUAUUUGUUGUAUCUUAAAAGUUUUGGGUUUUGAUGUUUUGCAUUUAUUUAGAUUUGCUGCAAAGCUUUAGCACUUCCUCAUCCCUCCUUGUUUUUUUUAUGUAUUUAAUGUUCUCAAAUGCUUUUUGUGAAUUGUU
Messenger RNA from Seriola dumerili (greater amberjack), 1581 nucleotides. It is a transcript of the gene hnrnpd, whose product is annotated as heterogeneous nuclear ribonucleoprotein D0-like. Bases 321 to 1274 code for a protein of 317 amino acids. Gene Ontology annotation, cellular component: nucleoplasm. Gene Ontology annotation, biological process: regulation of gene expression. Gene Ontology annotation, molecular function: RNA binding. Lineage: Eukaryota; Metazoa; Chordata; Actinopteri; Carangiformes; Carangidae. The record is from RefSeq and is a predicted model, not a curated record. The transcript has 8 exons.